UCCAUAUAGUGUUUUCAUUAGAAACCGAAUGCAUUAAACAUACCAAGCAAUCCCUUCAGAUUUUCAAACAGCCGCUGGCUAGCUCCGUCCUGGUUGUUCUCCCAACCUCCAAACUCGAAACUCCGUCCGGCGAGUAGAUAUUGAAACUAAGAAAUCAGGAUGGAGUCGCACGUGCAGAGCGGUAAAAAGAGGUCGUGGACGGACGAGAAGCACGUGCAGUUCUUGAACAGCAUGGAGGCAUCGUUUGUGCGCGCCAUGUUUGAGAAGAAGGAUCAUCGCCUUCUUCGUCUCGACCGUUACUUGCCUGAUACCUCAGACUCAACCCUAGAUCUCAAAACCCUCAACAAAACCAAAAAACAAGGCGGCAGAAAGGACGGCGGAGCAGACAAAAGAUUAAGGAGGUUUUCAUCUCAAUCGUUCAAUGCAUCACAAGAUCAGGUGGUCCCACAGUUUGAGAUCAGAGCGGUUGGUGAUAAAGAUGGGAGAGACCAGCUAAAUGUACCUGAACAGCUAUGAUCCAAUUCUUGUUAAUGUUAAUUGUAGCAUUAAUUUGUAGGGUUUUUCGUUUAUAAUUUCUUUCGGUCGUUGUAGUAAAUGCAGCAGUAGUGACUUUUCGGAAAAUGAUUGUGAUGGUGUAGUUGAUUUUUAGGAGGCAAGAUUGGCAUCGAUCCAUGAUCAAAUCACCAAAGUGACCCUGUGAUGGGUUGGGUUGGGUACCCUUCAAGGAAGAAAGUAGAAAGAAGACAAUAAGAAAUCGAUCAAUAAAUAGUACUCAAUCUUGAUCCUUCCGGCAGCAAUCUUAUCUUUUUGGAUAGGAAUAGGAUAGAGUUUGUGGCUUAGUUGGGGGGUGAAUUUGAGUUGGGAGAGAGAGUUUUUUCUAGGUUGAUGAACACAACUUCAAGGAGGAGCAUUGCAUGAUUCAAUCCUUUGUGUAUUUAUUGGAAUUAAUCUGUUUAUGAAUCUUAAGUUCUCAAGUUUUGUA
Messenger RNA from Prunus avium (sweet cherry), 982 nucleotides. RefSeq lists its product as uncharacterized. Gene Ontology annotation, biological process: response to cold; regulation of circadian rhythm. The record is from RefSeq and is a predicted model, not a curated record. NCBI's taxonomy places the organism in Eukaryota, Viridiplantae, Streptophyta, Magnoliopsida, Rosales, Rosaceae.